Molecule: messenger RNA, 510 nt
Organism: Parascedosporium putredinis
Lineage: Eukaryota; Fungi; Ascomycota; Sordariomycetes; Microascales; Microascaceae
Source: the annotation of a GenBank genome assembly
AUGCCCGAGACCCCAACGGCCGCGCCGACCUUGCAGCCCCCACCUGAGGGAAUCUUUCGCACCUUUGAAGACUUGCUUAGCUCGGUCCAGCGGUGGGCUAAGGACCAUGGUUACGGCAUCGUGAAGCUGCGCGCCUCCAACUACAGGGAUGGCAAGCCUACCCGCUACGACCUCGUGUGCGACCGGGGCGGUGUCAAGUACAAUAGCACGGCCAAGAAGCGAACUCCUUCCACGCGCAAGGAGAACACGCCCAUCGCGCAGUCUAUCCGCUCCUUCACGAACAAACUUGAUCGCUUGACCCACGACGUGUCCCAAGGCUUCAUGCACAUUGGACAGCGCCUAGACAACAUCGAGAAGCAGCUCAUGGACCUUCGCGGCCACAUGGGUGCGUACGAGCCUCGCUUCCAGGGCCUAGAAUCCAGAAUGCAAGCAGUUGAAGCUCGGGGCGACAUACAGCUAGGCCCGAUGGACGAUGUCGACGUGGAUACCCGGAUCCUGGCUAGCAUGUAG